AUGUCAGUUUUGGAUGAUUUAUCUAAAAUUCGAGACUAUAAUAUCGAUUCUAGCAAUAAUGUAAAAAGCGAGUCUCUAAUAUCAAAGUAUAACAUACCAAUCGACCAUUUUGAAUUUGAAUAUGUUGAGAAAUGUAACGACGGCAGGGAAUUGGAAAAAAUUCUUCAUAUUUUGCGUUCGGGCGAAGAAGGAUAUUACCCAGAUUUAUUGAAAUGUACCGAAAAUCGCUUGAGGAUCAUAAAACCUAAAAGUAAAUUUUUAAGAGAGGUCUGUCCUGUGUUAAAUAAGAAAGAUCUGGAUAAGAGUGAUGUUAUAGAAAUAUCUAAAGAUUUAGAAAAUUUUGUGGUUAUUGCCGAUAAAAGAGAUAAAGAGCUGGAAAGAAGACGGGUUAAGACAGUUGAACAUGAUUCAGAUAUCAGAAAAUAUGAAAAAUUGAUCGAGGAAACCAAAAUUUCCGAGAAACGUAUAAACUCAACAGAUUAUAAAUCAUGGGAUAAAUAUGACCCGGAUACGGAAAUAUUGAAAAUGGAUAUCGAAGAAGAAAAAGCUAAAAAAGAGGCUUUAGAAAUGAACGACAAACGUAUAGAGAAAGAAAAACUGAAAAAACCUAAUAAAACCGUAACAUUUAAUCAAUUCGGAACGGAAGCGGAAGCUGCAUUUUUUUCCGAAAGAGAACGAGAAACAGGCAACGAGUAUUUUAAAAUUGGCGAUUUUGAACAAGCCUUACAAUGCUACUCCUCAAGUAUCCAGAGUAAAACCACUAUAAAUAAUCUAAAUAAUAGGGCUGUAACAUAUCUAAAACUUAAAAGGUAUGAAGAGGCAGUCAAAGAUUGUGAUAAAGUGUUAGCUAUAGAAAAAGAUAACGUUAAGGCUCAUACACGUAAAGCUGAAGCUUUGGAAAAGCUAGAAAAAUAUGAAGAGCUCAAGAAAUCGCUGACAAAAUCAGAAAAAAGACUAAUGCUAAACUUAAAAAUACCAGAAUGA
Messenger RNA from Diorhabda sublineata, 984 nucleotides. RefSeq names its product sperm-associated antigen 1 (gene Spag1). The record is from RefSeq and is a predicted model, not a curated record. Gene Ontology annotation, molecular function: heat shock protein binding. NCBI's taxonomy places the organism in Eukaryota, Metazoa, Arthropoda, Insecta, Coleoptera, Chrysomelidae. Bases 1 to 984 code for a protein of 327 amino acids. Gene Ontology annotation, cellular component: mitochondrion; cytosol. The transcript is spliced from 5 exons.